AAACCGCAGUUGCUAAUGGAGACCGAUCCCCCAAGCUCUGAGAAUCCUGAUCAAGUGAUCUGGACCGCAGAUGAUCAGGGACCAACCCAUGUCCGAUCCUACGAGUGUACCUUUUGCAAGAGAGGCUUCUCUAAUGCUCAAGCACUAGGUGGCCACAUGAACAUCCAUAGAAAAGAUCGAGCCAAGCUCAAACAACCGUCCAACGAUUACCAACUUGAGGUGGGCCACACCAAAAGAGAUCCAAAUCCCUUGUACGGUCCGAUCUUGACCGAUCUUAUGUUAGAAUCUGAGCCCUCCGAUGACCAUCUCCGUUGCACUAUCGAGUGGCCCCGGGCGCAUCCAAGCGAAGAUGGGCCCACCGUAGGUGGAACCCAGAAAGGGGAGCUCCGGCAGCUUCCGUUGUUCGUUGAUGCUCCAAUGGGAAGUGAUGAUCGGCGAUUGGUGGGCCAUGGAAGAGAUGAUGAACGGAGGACAGAAUCGAGACAUAGCCCAGUUGGGGCAGAUUUGGACCUUGAACUUCGACUGGGGCCUGAGCCUCAUGACUUGUCAUUGGGUGGACACAAGAAAUCCCCUUGAUUGAGGCUUUAUUGGAUGGUUUGGAUUUGUUAGAAAGGUGUGGUCCUUCUUCCCUUGUUAUAUGAUGAUAUAUAUCGUUUUGCCUGCCAAAAAAAAUACAUUGUAGAUAUCUUCGUAGAAAAAAGAGUAUGUAUUAGUUUCAUGUUUUUGCAUGUAAUCCGUCAUAUGCUUCCUUUCUUAUGUGUAUUUUGAUUUUAUUUUAUUUUUUUGAAAUAAUGAAAUACCCAUGUUGGAUUGUUUUGAGAUCAUUUUGGAGAUUGAAAUUUUAAGGAAAAACCAAUGCUUGGUUGUUCAUUUUUACCUCAUUUUGUUUGCAAUGUGUGCAAGGAUUAAACAUGAUACUUUACCUAAGGUUGUGUUUGGUUGCAGGGAAGAUAUCGUGAAAUUUCAUUAUAUUUCAUGAUUAAUCAAUCUAAUUUGUAGAAGAUAUAAUGAAAAUUUGUGAUAUUAGAUGUAACCAAAUGCACCCUAAAUAAGAACCAAAAUCACGGGUCUACCAAAUUGGAUAAUUUUCACUCUAUUUCUUCAAUUAGGUUUUUAAUUAAUGAUUGGGUGAGA
Molecule: messenger RNA, 1134 nt
Organism: Magnolia sinica
Lineage: Eukaryota; Viridiplantae; Streptophyta; Magnoliopsida; Magnoliales; Magnoliaceae
Product: transcriptional regulator TAC1-like
Exons: 1
Coding region: 16-576 (186 amino acids)
Source: RefSeq, a predicted model, not a curated record